AUGGCUUCUACCGCACAAGAUGCACAGCUCAGUACUCUGGCGCUGAACAGAUUAGACAAGUUUCUGAAUUCGGUGGAUACCAAGCUGGAACGACUUGAAGCACUGCUUCCGGGCCAUUCGAGCCACCACGCAUCUGCAAUCGUGAAAUCAGCCCAUGGUGCGUCUUCGUCCCGUCCACAGCGCUUGCACCGUCUAAAAAGCCGCGGCAAACAAAUGGUAAAAUGGAGCAAGUCACAAGUCGCGGUAGUGCCCAACUACGCAAUGCGUAAGAUGUCUCAGUCGUCCACGUCCAGUGCCUCCAUAAAUGCCACAAACCCUCCAGUUGGACUCAUUGGUGCUUCGUCACCGCUCGACGAGGAACCCGGCACCAUACUUCAACUCUACAAGUUUUUGAAGAGCACAGUCGAGGAGUUCGGCUCUGGGUCGGGCGCGGCAAAUGGUGUUCAAGCAUCUGCUGCUGCCACUACUGCCACUACCACCGCCACUACUGCCACGACGUCCACAGUGGCCGAAAGAAGGGAAGAUACCUCGUUUGGCUCGGAUUCUGAUAUCAUCACCAUGGUGGACUCAUCCACAGUACACCAUGCUUCUAGUGUCAAACGCUUCAAAGAGAUCUGGGAUAACUAUUUCCCAAGCUCCACAAGCGCUUGCAGCACGACCGGCGCUGUCUUUAACUCGUCGGCUGCCACGCUGGUGUCCUCGUCCUCCAGUGAAAGUAUACCGCUAAGAUCAACCGUCACUUCGCCUGCGAUAAGCUCUGCAUCCGACCUGGAAGGCAACGAAGGCAAUAUCAGCUGGUCUAUAUCGUCAUCGCCAUCGACAGAGGAGCUUUUACAACACUUGGAGCUGUUGGAUCAGAAAAUCGACGGUCUCAUUGACGACCCAAAAUCGGUAGCAACGUCCAUCAAGUUUCACAACUAUGCACACGCUCUUGACUGCGGUAUGAAGCGCCAUCUGCAUUACUAUGAGCUUCCUUUCCCCUGGAGGGAGAAUAGGUUCAUUGUUCACGGAUACCGAUUUUACGAUUCGUAUUUCAAGUCUUUGUUGUCCAUCUUCAACUGGUAUGGUUGGCACAACGAAAGUGUCAACAUCUGGACACAUCUUUGCGGUGCCAUCUACUUUGCGUUCAUUCUUUUUAAAGAAUUUCCCAAAACUUCGGUCUACCAAUCGGACCUCGUCCCCACAGCCGCUAAAUGGGCAGCAUUCGUGUUCCUCUUUGCUGGCUUGGAGUGCUUUGUCUUUUCCGUCAUAUGGCAUACUUUCAAUGGUAUUUGCCACUUAAACUCAAGGUCCAGAUGUGCUUGCGUCGAUUACACGGGCAUAACCGUGCUUGUGACAGCAUCCAUCUUGACUACCGAGUUUGUUACGCUUUCUGGAAACUCCGGAUCGCCUUAUACCUGGUCCUUAUUGUUCUACGCAACUGUGACCACCACGCUUGGUGUGUUUGGCUUUUAUAUGAAUUGGUCACCUAGAUUCGACAGACCUGAAUCCCGGCCCUUGCGGAUUGCCUUUUAUCUCUUGCUAGCAAGCUUUGGGAUCAUAUCGCAUGUGCAUUCCCACUUUUUCAGCCAAGGCUUCAGCCCUGCAGCGUUGAUCAAGCCUGUACUUAGCAAGUCUCUAUGCUGGUACCUGAUUGGCGUGGUAUUUUAUGGGACCUUUGUCCCCGAACGUUGGAGAUCUGACGUUCAGGUUCCCGACAAUAUCCCGUCUGAAGAACAGCUAUCGGCGGACCUUAACAUCAUAACGAAAGAUAGACACAUUCACUUUCCUUCUAAACCGCAUGACCACCACAAAUGCAAGUCGUCGGCCCAUCACAAGCACUCUUUCCUAUCACUUUGGUGGGUUGACUAUUUCUGCUGCUCGCAUACACUGUGGCAUAUAUUUGUGCUGCUAGGAGUUUUCGGGCACUACAAAGCGAUGCUCGAAAUGUUCGAAACAAGGUGGUUGACGGGCUAA
Lachancea meyersii CBS 8951 is the source of this 1956-nucleotide messenger RNA. The record is from the annotation of a GenBank genome assembly. Lineage: Eukaryota; Fungi; Ascomycota; Saccharomycetes; Saccharomycetales; Saccharomycetaceae.